Molecule: messenger RNA, 3364 nt
Organism: Acanthochromis polyacanthus (spiny chromis)
Lineage: Eukaryota; Metazoa; Chordata; Actinopteri; Pomacentridae
Gene: c4b
Product: complement 4B (Chido blood group)
Exons: 25
Coding region: 1-3039 (1012 amino acids)
Biological process (GO): complement activation
Cellular component (GO): extracellular region
Molecular function (GO): protein binding
Source: RefSeq, a predicted model, not a curated record
AUGGUGCCUGAUAUCAUCAAGGGACUGGAGGUGGCUGGUUCGGUGUCUGCAGAUGGCCUGACACAGAGGAAGAUAAUUCAAGCUGCUUCAUCUCCAAGUAACAGCUUUCUUUACAUGACUUUCACCAGCAAGAAGUACUCUGUGAAUGACAUACUCACGGUCUUAAGUCGUGGGAUCAUAAUCGAAGGGGGCUCUCUCAGACUCGGUAUAUCAGCCCAACAAAAACUGCUGAUUACUCAAGCUAUGGUUCCAUCUUUCCGUCUGAUUGGCUACUAUCACAGCACCAGUGGUGCCAUCAUUGCUGACUCGAUUUGGGUCGAUGUCAGGGAAGAAUGUGAGAUAAAGGUCAAGAAUGCCAGAGUGGCUUUGCUGGCUGUGGAUAAGGCCAUCUACGCCCUCAAUGCCGACAAUAAACUCACACCCCAACAGGUGGCUGUUCAUAUGGCACAAACUGAAGGGCUUUGCUCCCCCGGGUCAGCCACCACGACCUCUUUUGUUAACAUUACAGUGGCGAAACAGUCCUCUCAGUUUGUCACUUUCUCUGCUGUCCCCAUGGUAACCGGCUCGAUACCCAUCAAAAUACGUCUGUAUGAUAUGGAGGAGGAUUUGGGAAUUGAUGCAAUUGAAAAGAACCUGAAUGUACUGACGGAAGGAAUGGAACAGAGAGUAGGAAAAACCAAACUGAUUAAAUUAGAUGCAUUUUUCUCUGUCAUGGUAGGGAGGAGCACAAACACUAUUAUUAUUGAUGGAAGUCUACCAGAUGACACAGUCCCUGAGUCCAGCUCCAAUAUAUUUGUUUCAGUGGAAGGGGACGGAUUUGGCAAUUCAUAUGCGAGGAACCUUCUAUCUCCUGAGAAGGUUGCUCAGCUGACCAGGUUACCGAAUGGAUGCUUAGAACAAACAAUGAAAGGUCUGGCCCCUACAGCUUUAGCCCUCCGUUACCUUGACCUGAGCGAUCAGUGGAUUGACCUGCCUCCUGGUAAAAGAGAUGAGGUUCUUGAUCAUGUUGAGCACGGUUAUAUAAGGAUUGUAAGUUAUCACAAGAACAAAAACGAUGGGUCUUAUGGUGUGUGGAGUACAGUGCAGUCCAGUAAUUGGGUGACUGCCCUUGUAGUGAAAGUGCUAUCGAUGGUGGCACAGCGUCAGACAGCAGCUAUUGGACAGCAGGGCCGGAGGCUUAAAAUUGUACCACAGGAAGAAAUCUGGCAUUCCGUCAGAUACUUGCUCUCUGUACAGAAGACUGAUGGGUCAUUCACUGACCCGGCACCUGUAUUACACAGAGAAGUCCUGAAAGGAAAAGACCAACAUGCAUCCAUGACUGCUUUCAUAACUAUCGCACUGUACCGCUCCCUGGAAUUUCUGCCAGCCGCAGGUCAAAGUGAUGUGGAAGCAAGCAUAUCAAGAGCGACAACGUAUCUCCAAUCACAUCUGGGGGAGCUUAAGCAUACCUAUGCUAUUGCCAUUACAACCUAUUGCCUCUCAGCUUGCCUGCCAGAAGGAACAGAUCUCUCACCCGCAUGGACAAAACUUCAAGCAAAGGCUACUAAAGCGGAGAAUGACUGCUAUCUGUGGACAGAGAAUCCCAGCCCUCAGAAUCAAAAGGUGGCCAAUUCUAUCACAAUAGAGACGACAGCCUAUGCCCUCCUAGCUGCAGUGCAACUUGGAAAUACUACGUGGGCAGACAAAAUAGCCUGCUGGUUAACCACCCAAGAAAACUAUUUUGGAGGCUACAGAUCAUCACAGGAUACCAUCAUGGCACUGGAAGCCCUCUCAGAAUAUGAGCUGAAGAGGCCCGGCAGACCUGAAGUACAAAUUGAAGCAGAGUUCUCUGUCCCAGAAAGGAAAAGCAUUAUAACCCUUGCCCUGGAAAAUGGGAAGGAGAAGGUGGAAACAGACCUGAAGAAACUUGCAGGCAAAAACAUUCAAGUGCAGUUCAAAGGAAAAGGAGACGUCAAACUUAAAGUUGAGAAGGCUUACCAUUUAAUGGAACCCAAGGAUGAUUGUCCCGAAAUGUCUAUCAAUGUCACAGUGGAGGGGAAAGUGAAGUACACUGAUAAGAUCUUAGCAGAUUAUAACUACUAUAGCGAUUAUGAUGCUGCUGAGGAGGAAGGGACCCGGGUGCCACGAUCAGCGAUUGAGUGGUUUGACGCUCGCACUCGGACCACGAGAGAUCUUGAUAACAACCUAAAAUCAGACAAUGUUGUCAAAUACAAAGUCUGCGUCAGGCCAAUUGGCAAUCUUACAGGAAUGGCCAUUGCCGACAUCACUUUACUCAGUGGAUUUAUGGCUAGUAUUAAAGACCUGGACAAGCUAACGCAGCUAGAACAAUACGUUGCUCAUUAUGAAGUCUCCUAUGGAAAAGUGCUGCUCUACUUUAAUAAGAUCUAUGAAGGAACUGAAUGUAUUGAGUUUGACGCUGAACAAACAGUGCCAGUCGGCCUCCUCCAGCCUGCUCCAGCCGUGUUCUAUGAUUAUUACGAACCAAACAGAAAAUGUACCGUGUUCUACUCUGCCCCAAGAAGAAGCAAGAUGAUCUCCAAACUGUGUUCAGGGGAUGUGUGUCAAUGUGCAGAGAGACCCUGUCAUAAACUACAACAUACAUUCAAAUCACAAACACGCGGAAGGGUCACAAAGAAUGACCGUGAACAACAUGCUUGCUUCUUCCCUACGGUAGACUACGCGUACAUCGUUGAAGUCCUCAGUGUUUCUGAGACGAGUAACUUUGAGCUGUACAAAACGAAAAUAGUUGAUGUCCUCAGAUCAAAUGGAGAUCUGCAUGUAAGUGAGAAUUCCAUUCGGGUGUUUGUUAAGAGGUUUCAGUGCAAAGGACAGUUAGACCCUGGAAAAAUGUACCUGAUCAUGGGCAAAGAUGGCACCACAAAUGACUCGACUGGCUCGAUGCAGUAUCUGUUGGAAUCAAACACCUGGGUUGAGAAAAAGCCAUUGCCAGAAGAUUGCAAGAAAUCUGCCCAUAGAAGGGGUUGUGCUGGUUUUGAUGCAUUUACAACCGAGUACAAGGUGGAUGGCUGCAGACAGUGAAACAAAUGGGAUUAAUUCAGAGCAUAUAUGUUGCAUAUAUGCUGUUACAAUUAAAUGCUUCAAAGUAGCAGUAUGUGAACAUCUAUCAUUACAGGCACUAAACAUUAUCUAGACCUAAAUCAGACAAAAGCUGUAUAAGAGAUUCUUGUUCUUCCCAUUUUCUUAUUUUUUUCUACUUAAUAACUGUAAUUGAUGUAACGUAAUGUAAUUGUCUUUUUAACUUUUUAAUUUGCUAACCUCUCACUUUUUCAAUUACACCAUCCUUGAUGCUUUGACGUUAUUGUUAACCUGAUAUUCAUGACAAUAAAGCAUUUUGAAUUUGAAA